AUGCGCUCCCUGGACAGUCCGCUUCCAUCGGUCGACAUCCCGUCUGGAAACUCCACCCGCGAAAGCCUCAGUUCCGCGGCCAUUGCCAAUCGUCCCGAUGCUGUGCCGCACAAGCUUGCAGACAAAACUGACCGCACGCCGGCGGCGCGUCUGUUGGUUGUAGUUGCUCAGCUUGUCGGUACCCCCGGCCUCGCCAACCUUGAGCACGUUAGGCGAGUCGAGUAG
Messenger RNA from Colletotrichum truncatum, 225 nucleotides. Lineage: Eukaryota; Fungi; Ascomycota; Sordariomycetes; Glomerellales; Glomerellaceae. The record is from RefSeq and is a predicted model, not a curated record.